UCUGACACACAUCAACGCACAUCAAAGUCAACCAAAUUUGUGUUUUCUGUACUAUACAAAAGCAAAAUUCUUCGUUUACAGUCUAAACGAGCGUCAAGCGUAAUUAGAAAUGUUGUAAACAUUUUAAAACGUGAAUCCAGCAGAAUGUUUAAGAAGCCGUGUCUUAAGUUGCCUCCGGACGCGAGCGCUCCAAGGAGCACGGAAUCUUUCCCAGAGAUCGCGCUGGCGGCUAUCGUUUCCUACAAAAAACAAAAAGAAAUCGGGGACUUUAUGAGUUUCCUUCUGGCGGCGCUCGAUCGGAAUUCAGAUUGGCUUAAUAACGUUGUGGGCAAACAGGCUAACUUUAAAUGCGCUUUAAUGGUCGGAGCGGGUCCUAAUAGGUUUCAGAUCCAACAAAUAAUAUACCCCACUGAUGAGAGCGAGUUGAAGUUAGAAGUGGAACAGAGAGACUCGGACGACUUCGAUAAGAUUGCAGUCGCGGCCAUCAUGAAGCUGAGAAACUCUCAGAUUGACCUUCUACUCAAAUACAUCAAGAACAGGCUUUACGAGAAUCCUAAGCUAUUGGAUGAGUUAUUACAGGGAAAAGCUAUGGGAAUUCAAUUCGCAUUGCUGAGGCCGUGUUCUGAAAAGCAGUUUAGAAUCAUGGAGAGAAUAGUCGUUGGAAAUUCAAUGAAAUGUUUAGUGCCCACGAAAAAGCGACGCAGAGAUGAUAAGUCAGUUAGAUUUCCAUUGAAGAAAAUUAAGCGAGAAGUGCACUAGGUAAAUCUCUGCCUUGUUUUAUAAUUUUUAAUAGCAUUAUUGUAUGAUUUGGAACGACAACCACAAUGGAAGCUUCAGAGAAUUUACUCACAAAAAAUAAUUAAGUGUAGAAAUUGCUUAGAUACCAAUUAUCUAUUAAAUAAUAGCAAGAGUGUGUUGAUUAA
Leptidea sinapis is the source of this 923-nucleotide messenger RNA. RefSeq lists its product as uncharacterized. The transcript has a single exon. Lineage: Eukaryota; Metazoa; Arthropoda; Insecta; Lepidoptera; Pieridae. The record is from RefSeq and is a predicted model, not a curated record. Bases 145 to 759 code for a protein of 204 amino acids.